Zychaea mexicana is the source of this 592-nucleotide messenger RNA. RefSeq lists its product as uncharacterized. The transcript is spliced from 2 exons. The coding region runs from base 143 to 592 and encodes 149 amino acids. NCBI's taxonomy places the organism in Eukaryota, Fungi, Mucoromycota, Mucoromycetes, Mucorales, Lichtheimiaceae. The record is from RefSeq and is a predicted model, not a curated record.
UCCCCACAACUCUCUCACACCCCCAAAUCGUCGUCGUGAGGGCGCCGCAUGACCGGUUUUUUUCCCUCUUCAUAAACUGUUUUGAGUUGAGCCAAGAAUCUUUUCCUUCUUUCUCUACUGUCUUUGAAUUCCCUAUUCAAUCAUGACACUUGCCAAUCUCGACCAAGUUCUUACGCACUACAUAUUAUCGACCCAUCCACUCAACGGGUCCAUCACCGACCUAACAAACAAGAACACAGGCGAGCUUGCAUACAUAAAGAUCCGGCAUAAGGUGGCGAACAUGUAUGCUAUUAGUUUAGUGGAUCCCAAAACGUUUGUAGCGUAUGCUGAAACGCAUUGCAAAAGCGCCACCAGCCGUUCGCGCAACAUUGUUCUUCACUGCGGCGAUGAACAGCAUAAAGACGAUAAGGAAGUAACGCUUAGGGAAACAUCCAUAUUCGGUUUUGAAUGGUGCUUUGAAUGGGCUGGUGAGCAAUAUCGAUGGUACGUUUUCUGGCAGUGUGUGGCUGGAUAUAGCUCCCACUAUCUCUCUGUUUUCUUCUGUCUUGCUGAUACACCUAGCGUCUCCAAUAACACACAACAGGAUCCGUGA